UUUCUUGUCAACAGAUGGCGUAACAACCACAAACAAAAAUGGCGGCGGUAUCAACGCCACACAUGCAAGACUCGCGUGUGAAAAUACAUGAAAGCGACGAAGAACCAUAUUCCCCAACCACCAGAGACACUGUCACCCCCGACUUCAACGAAGAAGACAAGGAAGAACGCCCUGUACACGCCUUCUCCAUCCACAACGUCCUGAAGAAGGAACGCACCAGCCCUGAGAAUGUUUUCUCAACUGAUAAACUCCUACAAAACACUCCUAACUAUGAAGAAAAUGACAAUAACGAUUCUAGGAAUUCUGAAAGCGUCAGCCCUAGAAUCGACUAUGACGAUAAUCAGACAAAUGAAUCCAGAGCAGAAAUAAGUGUAGAUGAUGAUAAUUCUUGUUGUAGUGAUGACACAGUAUUAUCCGUCGGAAACGAAGCCCCUGUUUAUGAAAACAAUGAUAAAGAACAGGGGCUAACAUCUUUCAAACACAUACAGACACAUUUAAACGCAAUCUCACAACUAAGUCAGAAUCUGACGAUGAACCAACCUUUAAUCUUACGACCGAAUCCUAUAACCCCUAAUCCUUUGAUGUUUUUAAAUCAGCCAUUAUUAUUUCAAAAUCCGAUUAUGGAUCUAAAAGCACCUAUACCUCGGCCUGCGCCGAGUAAUAUAAUCAAUCCUCAAGUUUUUAACCUAAAUUUCAGUCGAAAGACUCAAGAUUUAAGAAACGCACGGACAGACGAAAAUAGAAGAGUAAACUAUAUGACUCCAAAGUCCCCUGACGAAUCUAGGGAUUUCAUGAGUCAGAGUUUAAAGUUUAGUAUAGAUAAUAUUUUGAAAGCGGAUUUCGGGAGGAGGAUAACUGAUCCUAUGAAGAGGAAGAAGAGGGAAGUUAAGGAGGUUAAGGAGGCGAAGGAAGAGGCGAGGGUGCCGGAGGUGAAGAGUGGGGAGAAGGGAGGGGCGAUCGACUUGUCUAAGGGGGAUGACAGUGCGAGCAAUUCUGGGUCUACCACUGGGACGUCGUCCGGGGACGGGCCCAUGGUGUGGCCAGCCUGGGUGUACUGUACGCGCUACAGCGACCGACCCAGUUCCGGACGAAGUAAGUACGGGACCUCACGGCAGACACGUCCCCGCACGCGCCGUCCGAAGAAGCCCCCUGGAGAGGCCCCGCAGAGUGACGAAAAACGACCCAGGACCGCGUUCUCUGGCCCGCAACUCGCCAGGCUAAAGCACGAGUUCGCCGAGAACCGCUACCUGACCGAGCGGCGGCGGCAAGCCCUCGCCGCGGAGCUCGGCCUGGCUGAAGCUCAGAUCAAGAUCUGGUUCCAGAACAAGCGAGCCAAGAUCAAGAAGGCCUCGGGACAGAGGAACCCCCUAGCCUUACAGCUGAUGGCGCAAGGCUUGUACAAUCAUAGCACGGUGCCGUUGACAAGGGAAGAGGAGGAGUUAGAGAUGAAAGCGAGAGAGAGGGAGCAACAGAAUAGACAGUAGAUUUUGUGGAAAGACGAGGCUAUAGUUUGAACUUCAGUUGGGAUGCGGCUCUGCUAUCGCAGAUAUCAGAGAGUCAGGCAACCAUGACUACCAGGCUACCAACAUCGGCCUUUACAUCAUGACUAAGAUGGAACACCACAAACUAUUAUUUUAAUGUAGGAAGAUCAGUAAUUUAAGUAGGAUUGUGUUUUAUUUUGCAACUAGAAAUGGUGCUGGGUCGCUAAGUUUUCAAUCAGUAUACAGCUAACAGAAAAAUACAAAAUAUUAGAAAGUUCCUUUAAUGACAGAAAUAUUUGCCACACGAUUUUGCAAUAGUUUUUAGAUUUUAAAGACUUAGCCUUGUCUUUUUAGGAAAAAUGUGUAAAUUCUUGAUAAAACGUGCAUUUGUAGUUUUUUGGACACAAUAGGUUACUUUCACUGAGGUUUUAGUCAAACUUUAAAAUUUCGUUUUCAUGACAAAUUUUAGAAUCUUUGUUGAAUCUUUAAAGUUUUCUAAGCGAUUGUCCGUUGUAUUGUUCCUAAUUAUUAGUGCCAUGACAUAUGGACUUGAAAAUUUGUAAAAUUAUUGUUUAUAUGGGGUUUUGUUCAGGAAAUAGUUAACUAGCAUCAAAUCUCUCUGCUAAAUUUAUUUAAUUUUGUGCAAUAAAAUGUAUUAAAUUAAAUAUUAUAUGUUUCUGUGUAUAGCCGUGAAGUUAAGCACAAUUUAGUUGUAAACAGCAAAUAUUUGAAGUAUCUUAUUUAAUUAUAUUUAUUGAAAAAACUGAAUAAAACCUUGACUUGAACUUGUAUAAGAACGAUAAAUAGUACUAGCGUAUAGAAUGGUCACUUCAUAGUAGACACCUACGCACGACGCUCUACCCUUUUUUUAGAAAGCGUAGUGCAUUGAUACUAGGGCUGUCACCUAGAAAUUUAUUUUUACAAAUGCAACUGUAAUAGCUAAUAUUCAAGGGUUGACAUUGAAUAUAAAUAUCGUUCUCUUAGUUACACUGAAACAUAAAUUAAUAUGAGUAAAAGAGAUAAGUGCUGCAUUUUUUACUUAUUGACGCUAUAUCUAUUUGUCAUUCUUAUUAUUUUGCCAUACAAAUGGGCUUUGUAAAUAAGUAUUUAAGUAAAUAAUAUUAAAUAAGUAAUGUCCCACUCGAUUGUAUAAAUAAAUAAUUUAAAAUAUCAUGUAAAUAUUAUUUAAUAAGUUUUAAUAAUAAUUAAGUUAUUUAUUGUGCAAUGUAGCAGUAUUAGUAGAGUUGUAAGGGUUGGUGACACACUGACGAUGAAUCGCCACAGCUCUCUUAUUUGCCACCUUUGUGGUCUACAAAGAAAUCUCUACAAGAAUCUCAAUGCUCUGAUAUCAAGAAACCUAGAGACUGACAUCAUUGGUGACAAUGGUGACACCCCUAUGACAACCUAUUUAGAAAAAUAAAUCUUUUAUCUUAUAGUGAACCUUGUGUGAAUGCACGAAGGUUGAUAUUCGGCUGUAGCCGCACGCGUUGACGUCUUUGACGGUCAAAGCGUCAAAAUCCCCGUGUAUAGAUAACUUUGAUCGCUUGGUACGUAUAGCUACUAGUGCACUCAUCAGACUGUCACCAGCUCCAACCGUACAGUAGCAGUUUAUAGGAAAAACAUUAUUAAAACAAGUUUAAAAAAUAG
Molecule: messenger RNA, 3128 nt
Organism: Cydia splendana
Lineage: Eukaryota; Metazoa; Arthropoda; Insecta; Lepidoptera; Tortricidae
Gene: Inv
Product: homeobox protein invected-like
Exons: 6
Coding region: 39-1484 (481 amino acids)
Biological process (GO): multicellular organism development; neuron differentiation; regulation of transcription by RNA polymerase II
Cellular component (GO): nucleus
Molecular function (GO): DNA-binding transcription factor activity, RNA polymerase II-specific; RNA polymerase II cis-regulatory region sequence-specific DNA binding
Source: RefSeq, a predicted model, not a curated record